Messenger RNA from Falco peregrinus (peregrine falcon), 1447 nucleotides. It is a transcript of the gene EME2, whose product is annotated as essential meiotic structure-specific endonuclease subunit 2. Lineage: Eukaryota; Metazoa; Chordata; Aves; Falconiformes; Falconidae. Gene Ontology annotation, molecular function: nuclease activity; DNA binding. Gene Ontology annotation, cellular component: nucleus; Holliday junction resolvase complex. Gene Ontology annotation, biological process: double-strand break repair; mitotic intra-S DNA damage checkpoint signaling; replication fork processing. The record is from RefSeq and is a predicted model, not a curated record.
AUGGUCCAGCCUCACUGCUGGAGUAGCGACAUCCACAGGAGUGGUGGGAACGGGGCUGAAGUGAGCAUUGAGGGAGGUCUCCUCAAAGAUCCUGGCUCAGACACUUGGGUGAAGGUUUUAAGUUCCUUGGACUGUAAAUACUCUUCUGAGCCUCUGGCAAUUCCCUGCAGCAUAACCUGGAGGAGAAGCAUGCUAAACACUGAUGGCCUCGUGGCAAAGACUGAAGAGGAGAAAGAGGUGUUGGUGUUGAUAGAGCCAGAAGAUUUUCUUAAGUGCCUCCUUUCCUUGCUUCAAAGUUUUGUUAAUGUCCCAUCAGCAAGUCAGCCUGAUCUAAACCAAGUGUUGCCUUUGGCCAGUCUGGAGGGCUCCUCCACCAAAACCUGGGGCAUUGUCAGGCUGGAUGCCUCCAGGUGUAGUCAGGAGCAGGGCAGACAGCAGGCACUGAGCCAUAGGAAGCAGAGUCCCAGCUCCCAGCCUGGCCCAGAGCUGUCUGUGACUCAGGAGGAGAUACUGGAGGCGCUGGUGGUGCCGCAGCUGUGGGGCAACACCAAAGAGCUGUUCCUAGACACGUGGCAGGAAUUUGGCCAGCGUGUUUCUGUGCUGACGAAGGCAAUAGCAAAACACCCAUACAAGAGGCAGCUGGAGUUGCAAGAGUUGCCUUUCUGCACUGCUGGGGCUGGGCCAGGGGUGUGAGUGGAGGACAGCACAGGACACUGGCAGGUGUGGAAAAGACAAAUCCAGCAGUUUUACAGAGUUGCAACAGCAACAGCUAUAGAAGAAGCACAUCCCUCCCCAAGUCUCCUGUUACAAGUCAGCCUUCACACCCCUCAGCGUACUGUUAAAAGCUUGGAGGCUGAAGGUAGGGAGUAGUGCCACAUGCUUCCUUACUUAAAGGUCCUUGUUGAUGGAGCAAAUAAGUCCUGAGUGUGAAAUCAGUUGUCAAGAAAGGCAAGGCUUGCCUCCAGAUGGGUGUUUGACUUGAACUAUAGCUUUGUUCCAGCAGUAGCUACUUACCCCUCCUGUUAGCCCUUCCUUGCCUCUCCCUACCUUGGUCUCACCCGACAGGACCUCGGGCUGGAUCAGCUCUAGGAUGGGCCCCCAGAGCCAGCCUGUCCUGGCAGUGUGACACAACCUGGACAGGAAGAACUGCUCAAGCACCUGCCCGAGCCCUCCUCUUGCCCUGCCCUUCCCAGCCAGUGCUCGUGUCAUCUGUAAGGAGAGCUAAAGUGCUUUUGCCUCUUCUUCCCUGUGUAAAAUCUGAGGGCAUUAUAAAAUCCUGCAGCCUCCUUCCAGCACACAGUCACCGCCACGGGUCUGGCUCCGCUGAAGAUCCAUCCCAGCCAGACUGCUGUUUCAACCCACCCCCAGGCAGAGGCCAGGUAACCUCCAUUGUCUUUACCUCCUUUAGAUCAGACAAACCAGCAUUGCAUUUAAAACAUCCCCUCCA